AUGGUUCGCAACAUGGCGGAUGCCCACAGCAUGGCUUUGGAUCUUGACCAGUGCAAACGCUUCGCCUCGAUCUUCGAUGACAACGGCGAUGGCCUUAUUGAACUCGAUGAGUUUGUGACCUUCUCCCGGUUCAUGAUUGUCAUGGCUUUCUUGCAUAGCCAGGAGGGUGAGCUCACAUUGUCCAUUGCCAUGGAACCAGAUGCCGUGGCCCAAAUGAAUGGCAUGGGAUCUUCUGCUGGCGGCGUUCCUCCGGGCACUCCACAGCAGAUGCCGAUGGAGAUGCCUAUGGAGCCGGCAGAGGAACCGGCAUCUCCGACCUCACCGGCUCACCUGGCCGUUGAUUGUGAGUUCUACAAGAAGAAGUCGGACAAGUUGAUGGAAGAGAACGAGAACAUGCGAGAGCGCCUCAGAGCAUUGGAAGAGGCGGUCCGCGCUUUGCAGGGCGUGGUUGAAGAACAGGACAUCAAGCUUCGACAUGCUGAAGUGGAUCUUCGGGCCAGUGGUUUCCGUUGA
This is a messenger RNA of Cladocopium goreaui, 513 nucleotides long. The record is from the annotation of a GenBank genome assembly. NCBI's taxonomy places the organism in Eukaryota, Dinophyceae, Suessiales, Symbiodiniaceae.